GUUUGGCUCGCGAGACGCCUUCUGAUCUGCCUCUCCCUCCUCCUCGGGACCCUUUCCGCGCCCGGGUCCACGGCCGUGGCCAUGGGCGGCAUCGGCCAGCUCCGUUCCCGCGGCACGGCGAUCGGCGUGUCCCGGCCGCAGCCGGACGUCAACUUCACCAUCGGCGUCGUCGGCGCCGUCUGGUGCAAGAACUGCCGCUACGCCGGCUACCUCCCGUCCAAGAACGUCGCGCCUCUCCCCAAUGCGGCGGCGCUGCUGCGGUGCCGGCGAGGGAGGCAGGCCAUGUCGGCGUGGGGCACGACGGACGCGCGGGGCUACUUCAUGAUCCAGACGGCGGAGCAGGCGGUGCCGUUCGCGAGCACGGACUGCGCGGUGUACGUGCCGCGCUCGCCGCGGCGGGGCGCGUGCGGCGUCGCCGUCCUGCCCCGCCGGAUCAAGGGCUCGCCGCUCAGGUUCCGGGAGUACGUGACGCGCCCCGACGGCCUGCAGGCGAUCUACACCGCCGGCAACUUCGUGUUCGGCCCGCGAGACCCCGCCAAGUGUGGUCUCCAAUAAUAUAAUGAAUCAGCGGUUUGGCCUCUUGAACUGGAUGAAUACGACACCAUGGUUACCUAGUACGGGAAGAUGCUCGAUGUGAUAUGCAGUAUACGUAACAGUUUCUGUGUACGUAUGUCUGAUUCAAAGCAAACACUCAGAAUCCUGCUGCGGUAGGCCUUCCAGAACACUGAGUGGUCUAAAUAUUUCGAUUGAGUAGUGAUUAAUUAGGCCCUGUUCGGAGAACCUCCGCUCCACAGCUCCACUCUCGAAGUUGGUGGAGUUGCAGUUGAAAACUGCGGAGCAGCUAUUUCCUGACUCCACAGCUCAAUUUUAUGGAGUUGGUGGAAUUCUGAAUAGGCCUUUAAUGUAGAAAGUGCACACAUAGUCUACUCCCCCUUGGUUAUCCAGAUGUUCAUUAUUUAAGUAUGUUGAGAUGUCGCUCUGUUGAUUAGGAUAGCAUGAAGCUAUUUAGCUCACCCGGGUUCGAGUCAUGGAGUGACCCAUGGUGCUUAGAG
Molecule: messenger RNA, 1052 nt
Organism: Aegilops tauschii subsp. strangulata
Lineage: Eukaryota; Viridiplantae; Streptophyta; Magnoliopsida; Poales; Poaceae
Product: non-classical arabinogalactan protein 30-like
Cellular component (GO): cell periphery
Source: RefSeq, a predicted model, not a curated record